GAGUGGAAGAAGUCGUUGCGUUGUGUUGGCGCUCUCUAUCUCUCAGUCUAGAUCUCUGGUCAGUUUUUGCUCAGUAUCCACGCCCCUGUCCUAAAUCCUGUCCGCUGUUGUAACGUGUCUUCUUGUCGGUCUGUCAGUCCCCCAAGUACCGAAAAUGUGUGACGCCAAGAUCACCAAGAUGUCGAGCAGGAAAACCAAGGGGCAGAAGACAAAGAAGCGCGCCCAGCGUGCAACCUCCAAUGUCUUUGCCAUGUUCGACCAAGCACAAAUCCAGGAGUUUAAGGAGGCCUUCAACAUGAUCGACCAAAACAGGGAUGGUUUCAUCGACAAGGAAGACUUGCAUGACAUGCUGGCUUCUCUUGGCAAGAACCCCACGGAUGCGUACUUGGAGGACAUGAUGAACGAAGCUCCAGGGCCCAUCAACUUCACCAUGUUCCUGACCCUGUUUGGAGAGAAGCUGAAUGGCACUGAUCCUGAGGAUGUCAUCAAGAAUGCCUUUGGCUGCUUUGAUGAGGAUGGAAGUGGUGCAGUUAGUGAAGAACAGAUACGUGAACUCCUGAUGACCAUGGGCGAGCGUUUCUCCGAGGAACAGGUGGACGACCUCUUCCGCGACGCUCCCAUCAAGGAGGGGCAGUUCUACUACCCGGAGUUUGUCCGUGUCCUGAAACAUGGACAGAAGGACAGGGAGGAAAGGACUGACCAAGCGUAGAGGGCUUUAGUUCUGAACGAUUGAUGAAGAAAGGUUGAGAGAGCUCCUGACCACGAUGGGAGACCGUUUCACGGACGAGGAAGUUGACGACAUGUUCCGGGAUGCCCCCAUCAAGAAACAGCAGUUUAACUACAUCGAGUUCACCCGCAUCCUGAAACAUGGCGCCAAAGA
Molecule: messenger RNA, 880 nt
Organism: Branchiostoma floridae (Florida lancelet)
Lineage: Eukaryota; Metazoa; Chordata; Leptocardii; Amphioxiformes; Branchiostomatidae
Product: myosin regulatory light chain 12B-like
Exons: 5
Coding region: 155-709 (184 amino acids)
Cellular component (GO): cytoplasm
Molecular function (GO): calcium ion binding
Source: RefSeq, a predicted model, not a curated record